AUGCGUAUCUGUGGAAUUACAUCUCAUCUACCCAACGAAGUCAUCCGCGAAAUUAUCAACAACCUAUCCUCUUUCGAGAAUGAAACCCCGAUAACUACCUUAGCUUCAUGCUGCCUUGUUUCCAAAGUCUGUAGUGAGGUGGCUACACCACUACUUUACAGACACAUCGAUUUGACUUGCGAUGACGAUACCUCAAGAAAUGGUCAUCACGGUCGUCGAAAAGCAAAUGGACAUGAGGGUCGCAAUUUCGUCCCAGCCUUUCAUCAACCUCAUUUCAUACCUCAGCAGGUGAAAUAUCUUCGAAAGUACACCAAGUCUCUUACUAUCAGCUAUCACCACCAUUCCCGAUGCUCUUCCCAUCCCUCAUUCGACAUACUCGACCUACCGAACUUGAUCACCCUCCAGUUGGAUCUCGGUCUCAAUCAUCGACCGAAUCAUCCCCAGCGAUUCCAUACAGGUCAUUUACCCGAUGUUCAAUCUACUUUAAAACCUUGUCCAGUAUUUGCCAGACUCAUCCCCAAGAUCCUAGUCUUCAAGAACGUAUCCAUUCGAUUAUUUGAUCUCCGAUUACCCGAUAUUCCCACAAGCAUUUAUGAAAAAGUCAGAACGUUAGUAUUCAACUCAUCAUCUCAUGAGAGAUAUCGACCUUCCACUUCACCUCUACCCUUCCACCUACCCAACUUACCCAGCAUCAAAGAAGUAUAUUGGUUGUUUGAUCCAAGUAUCGAUAGCAAGGCGGAAGAGCAGGUGCCAAUGCAUAAAGAAUGGUACAAAGUCAAUACACAUAGUAUAACCCAAUUGAUCCUUAGACUACUACUACCAUCACCCGAUGUGAGGUUUAGUAUAGUCAAUGUAGGUAGUACGAUACUGAAAGAUCCUAAUAGACGAUAUAUGUCUAUUGGGGAAAGGCAGGAUGAUAUUGAGAAGCAGUUGAGGGACAAAGUUUGGAAAUUCAGUAUACAAGAUCCUUAUUACCGGGACUGGGAUAAGAAUGACCUCGAAGUUCGGAUGAAUAAUGUUAGGUUCAUGGACCUGAAGUGGUUUGUAGAUCAUGUGGAAUGGUGGGACUGGAUCGAAGCAAGCGUGUUGGCAGAUUGGAAGAAGGUCAUGUAUGGGUUGCCGAAGUGA
This is a messenger RNA of Kwoniella mangroviensis CBS 8507, 1128 nucleotides long. RefSeq lists its product as uncharacterized. The transcript has a single exon. The record is from RefSeq and is a predicted model, not a curated record. Lineage: Eukaryota; Fungi; Basidiomycota; Tremellomycetes; Tremellales; Cryptococcaceae. Bases 1 to 1128 code for a protein of 375 amino acids.